Lepisosteus oculatus (spotted gar) is the source of this 2457-nucleotide messenger RNA. It is a transcript of the gene pgp, whose product is annotated as phosphoglycolate phosphatase. NCBI's taxonomy places the organism in Eukaryota, Metazoa, Chordata, Actinopteri, Semionotiformes, Lepisosteidae. The record is from RefSeq and is a predicted model, not a curated record. Gene Ontology annotation, molecular function: sn-glycerol 3-phosphatase activity.
CCCGUGUACUGUCUGCGAGUGAGUAAUCCUGCGACAUUGAAGACUCAUUUCCCCCUUCAGACCUGUGUCGGCUUCCAGUUUCAUUUCAAAUCAGCUCAUUUCCAGUAAAAAAAGGGCUGCAACGGAGCCGGCGAGAUACCAGGGCUUUGGGAAGCUGAACUUAACGGAAUCUGUUUGAUACCGGCUAAUCUGCCAACGGGACAUUUCACUUUUAAUUUGUUUCCAGGAAAACAGACUACGAAAGAAAGAGCCGACGUGACAGUAAGGCUUUGGGGCACAGAACCUCACAGUGUCUCCCUCUAAUUUGCGCAUCUGCUGGUUCAAUGGCGUCUAAAUGCAACCGACUCAGCGGCCCCUUGCUACAGCAGCUCCUGGUCUCGGUGGAUAACGUCCUGUUCGACUGCGACGGGGUGAUCUGGCGAGGGGACCAGGCCAUCGCCGGCGCCCCGGCCGUCGUCAAUUCGCUGAAGAAGAACGGGAAGCGGGUGUUUUUUGUGACCAACAACAGCACCAAAACCAGGGCCAUGUACGCGGAGAAGCUGAGCCGGCUGGGCUUCGACGCGCGGCAGGAGGACGUGUUCGGCACGGCGUACUGCUCGGCGGUGUACCUGAAGCACAUCUCGAAGCUGGCCGGCAAAGUCUACCUCAUUGGCAGCAAGGCCAUGGCGCAGGAGCUGGAAAACGUAGGGAUCCAGAAUGUGGGGGUUGGCCCCGACCCCAUUUCGGGUGGGCAGAGCGACUGGGCGAGUGUGCCCUUGGAUCCCGAAGUCAAAGCCGUGCUCGUCGGCUUCGAUGAGCAUUUCAGCUACAUGAAGCUCAACAGAGCGCUUCACUACCUCAGCAACUCGGACUGCCUAUUCGUAGGCACCAACACUGAUACCAGGCUACCGCUGGAAGGUGGCAAGGCUGUGCCAGGGACGGGCUGUCUCCUGCGGGCGGUGGAGACGGCGGCGCACCGCCAGGCCCAGGUGGUGGGGAAGCCCAGCCCCUUCAUGUUCGAGUGCGUGGCCAGCGAGUACGGCCUGGACCCUGCCCGGACCCUCAUGGUGGGCGACCGCCUGGACACGGACAUCCUGCUGGGCACCAGGUGCGGCCUGAAGACCCUGCUGACCCUCACGGGGGUGUCCAGGCUGGAAGAGGCCCAGGCUCACCAGGAGAGUGGCUGCCCCACGCGCUCAGAGUUGGUGCCCGACUUCUAUGUAGAGAGCGUCUCCGAGCUCCUGCCAGCGCUGCAGGGAUAGACCACAAGCCCUUGCCCCACUGGAGAGGAGGGCGAGACAGAGAGGCAGAGUGCCAUGUGUCGGAUCACACACCUUUCCGGAGCAGCAGAGUUAUUUAAUUUGAACUGUUUGGUGAUGUGACUGAUCUGCUGAGGUACGUUCUCUUUUAGCAGUUCCUUUAAAUUGGCCCCUAGAUGAAGAGAAGAGCGAAUGUCUUCAAUAAAGAGUCAGUAUUUGAUCAGCUCUUUAUCUUCUGCACCAAGACACAGUGGGGCUCUGUUUCCAUGACAUAUUAACCCCUUAGUUUCCUAAAAUCUAAAAUUUUAACCCCCAUCUUUGGCCAUAGGCUAUCAAAACAGUACUUCGUGUUUCAGCAUCUGACUUUAUUUAACAUAAAUAUAUGUUGUUGAAGUAUGUAAUACAGUACACUAUAGUAAUGUUCAGUAAGCCAAAUUUGCGGCUUUGAUAAUUCAAAGGAACAGAGACAGGAUAGCUAGUACAAUGCCCUGCGUUCCUUCCUAAAGGUGUGAAAAUAGUUCAAAACAUAGAUGCUAGAACUGGCAAAUCGGCCUCAGGUGCAUGCAGAAAGUUUUUGUUUCUUUUGAAGUGAUAUUUGGAUUUUAACUUGCACUCCUAACAGUCCUAAGACUGAGGCUUAGAGCUUAAUUACGUCAGGCUGUAUAAACGCUAACAACAGAUGUAGCUCCAGCAUGUAAUGUGUUCAAGAGAAUGCACCGUAUUUCUGAGUUUUUGUCACUACCAAGGCAACUGUGUAACAACACAGAUGAGUAAUAAAAGAGCUUCCUCCCAGAAUUUGAAGGGUUGGUCAGAUUUUGCUGUUAUGCAUGGAUUUCUACCAGAGCACAGAGAUGCUCUGACUUCAUCAGUGUUACUGAGAUGUGAGGGAGAACAGACCAGGCAGGCACUGAGGCGAGUUGGGCUUCGUGGUCCUGUUUUUUGUAAUAGUAUUAUUUCAUGGUUAAAUUGAAGUGGUUUUUUGGGCUGGCACAAAAGCUGUAUGUUUGGCAGCUAAGUUAAAUAAGUAAUCUACAUUAAUAUAAUACAUUUCCAUUACAUAUUAAAAUAUUGAAUUAUAGCACUGGCAGUGAUCCCCUCUCAAAAAAUCUUUAUCCCAAAUUCCAUAAACUGUGUUGGAAUGGAAAUUUUAGCCAGUUGCUUGUCGGCAUGUGCUAUUGUAAUUGCAAAUGACCAUGACAUUUACUCACACAAUCAAACU